Messenger RNA from Rosa rugosa (rugosa rose), 957 nucleotides. RefSeq names its product PLASMODESMATA CALLOSE-BINDING PROTEIN 5-like. The transcript is spliced from 3 exons. Lineage: Eukaryota; Viridiplantae; Streptophyta; Magnoliopsida; Rosales; Rosaceae. The record is from RefSeq and is a predicted model, not a curated record. The coding region runs from base 78 to 431 and encodes 117 amino acids.
CGAGAUCUUUGAAUUCCCAGUUCCAAGUGUAUAUUAUAGUACUCAACUAAAGCUCUUGCAACAAGUUCUUCUAAACAAUGCCAUCAAGAUUUCUAUGGCUUCUGCUAGCUCUGCUGUGUUUAGCCCUUACACCACGAAGAUCUGGUGGACAGUUAGAGGAAUGGUGCAUAGCUGAUGAGCAGACGCCGGCGGACGAGCUAAAGAUGGCACUUGAUUGGGCUUGUGAGAAGGGAGGUGCAGACUGCAGUAAGAUACAAGAGAACCAAGCUUGCUACUUGCCUAAUACACUGGAGCACCAUGCCUCUUAUGCUUUCAACAAUUACUAUCAAAAGUUCAAGCAGGAAGGUGCAACAUGUUACUUCAAUGCUGCUGCAAUUGUCACUGCCCUUGAUCCAAGUCAUAACUCUUGCAAGUUUGAGUAUCUUCCUUGAUGAAAGGCCUAGAGGAUUUGCAGUGAGCCAGUGAGGUUUGAAGGUGGGAAGCACAUCUAAGAUUUCAGUUUUGUGAAAGCAUUCUUGUAUCACUUUAAAAUCAAAUGAAGUUACUUUUUUUUUUUUUUUUAAUGAAGUUAUCAAUGAGAUGCACUAGGAAGCCUCGAAAAUCAAAAGAAUUGAGGAAAAAAAAAAUUCGGAAGCCACUCUUAUCAGAGCCAGGUUUCGAUCCUGGGACCUGUGGGUUAUGGGCCCACCACGCUUCCGCUGCGCCACUCUGAUUGUUGAAUGCUAUGUCGUUGAGUUCCAUAUAUAAACCAAUGGUUUUGUUGUUCGUUGCUAUAUUCUAGUUUUCUUGGGCCAUGUAGCUAGUUGAUUAGGCCGAACCAAUGCAUACCGAUCUGCAGAGUUCUUUACUGCUUCUGUGCUAGGUGUGGUGGCCAAGUCUGAACAUCUAUCUAUGGAUGACCAUAAUUAAUGUAGCUCAGAAUUGUAAGGAGUGGGAUUCCUUGAUCUCCGGGCCUGC